This is a messenger RNA of Schizosaccharomyces japonicus yFS275, 6419 nucleotides long. RefSeq names its product formin Fus1. The transcript has 2 exons. Gene Ontology annotation, cellular component: actin cytoskeleton; cell division site; cytoskeleton. Gene Ontology annotation, molecular function: small GTPase binding; actin binding. The coding region runs from base 20 to 4270 and encodes 1416 amino acids. NCBI's taxonomy places the organism in Eukaryota, Fungi, Ascomycota, Schizosaccharomycetes, Schizosaccharomycetales, Schizosaccharomycetaceae. The record is from RefSeq and is a predicted model, not a curated record. Gene Ontology annotation, biological process: cell division; actin cytoskeleton organization.
GAAAGGACGCAGAUUGUUCAUGGGCAAGUCAACUACAGACUUGAUAAUGAACGGUCUUUCAGUACAUGGGCCAUCUCAAUCUUUGUCCCCAACUGUGUUUUCUACGGCUGAUUGUCAUUCGAAAAUGCAUUCCUCUCCAUCGACGCUGUCAGUAUUGAAUAAACAUUCGGUUUCUUCGUCCCCAAACAGCAGACAUGAUCUUUCACGCGCAAAUGGGAUGUCUUCAACAUCAUUUGUUGAUGUUUCUCGGGCUGGAGCAUAUGCGUUUCCCGGACGUCUUAGCAAAAAAGAAGUCAUACAUCAAAUAGAGAGCUGGAUCACUGACGAUGACCAAAGUCCUAUUAAAAGAGAGCUUUCAGAAAUGUUUACCAGGUCUUCCUCCGACACCGAGAUAUUAGACGAACUGUACAACAUCGUUCUUGAGAAUUCAGGCACUCGCAAGCAUUCGAUGCUGACGAACGAGGAAAGUCCAGAAAAGAAGAUAUCCUGUAUUCAGUUUUAUUUGAUGAAUCAGGAACCCUCUUCUUCCUUAGAUUCUUCCCAAUCAAACUUAAGAAGUAUAGACAAAAAUACGCCUUAUUGGUAUAUACGUAAGCUCUCAGAAGGUAGUAUGAAACCAAAAAAUCUGGUAUCUUUGUCAGUGGCUUUACGAACACAGUCAGUCUCGUGGGUUCGAGAGUUUGUCUCAUUGAAUGGACAAGACUUACUGACUCGGACGUUGGAAAUCAUUCAUGGGAAAAAACAAUUGAAGAAAGUGCACUUUGAUAUCGAGCUUGGUGCUUUGAAAUGUCUGCGAUGUAUUAUGAAUGACAAGUGCGGCGUUACGAAGACACUUGAGAACCAGAAUUCGGUGAAUGCAAUAUGCAAAUCACUUUUGUCACAAAAGCUAAGUAUUACUAGGGUUGCAGCUGAACUACUUGUUUUCCUAUGUUACUGGGAGCCACCAAACGGUGUUAGCAAUGUACUCUCUGGCUUUGAGUCUGCCGGCUUUGCGAUCCUAGACCGACAGGUUCCUUACCUGGAAAUAUGGAUACAAAAUUGGAAUACAGCAGUGGAGAGCCGCGGCCGUUUAGGAAGUCUUGUCGGAGCAGGAGCUCAAGCCCGAGAAGAGGGUCUGCAUUAUGGGCAUGCCGUCACUGAUUGUUGCAUUAUCUAUAUGAUGCUUAUAAAUGGUAUCAUUGAUAAUUGUAUCGACCGAAAAGGCAGUCUUUCUUUCUAUGAAAGUCUUAUGGAAAAUGGAUUUCAUGAUCUAUUGAAAAAGCUUGCAUCUAUGCAUGAUGUUUCGCUGAACAAGCAGUUAAAGAAGUUUUCUCAUUUAAAACAGAAAAUAUUCACCAAAUCCGUUGCUGUUUCCAAAUGCAAAGAUCCUCACCAUCGAGCAGUUUCCAUUGUCAAUGCAGAUUUGGCCGAGUUAUUGGCAAAGCUUAAUAACUCUAUGAACAAGGAGGCAUUCAUUUCAUUCUUUGCCAAUCUCUUUCGUUUGAUUCAGGAGAAUAAAAAUCCAGAAAGAAUUAUACAGCUGCUUGAUUGUAUUAUUAUCUGUAUCAGCGGAGGAGACCGUGCUAAUGAGGCGCCAAUUUCCAAAUUAUACGACAGUCUCCGAAGUGAGGGUCUUGAUAAUUUACACAGCAUUCGUGCUUCACUCAGACCACCGGAAAUAAAAUCCAUACAAAGCUAUUUACAACGCGUUAAAUCUGAAGUUCAAGACUAUCGUCAAUCAAGAGCUGGCUCGUCUUCCAGCCCGGAGGUUAAUCCUACGGAUUCUUUAAAUCAACCGAACUCCUUUGCUCCCAAGAAUCGUACCAAUGAGCUUUUGCUUUCUAGGGAUGGUUCAGAUCGCGUUGACUCGUCUUACUCAAUUCAGUCGGAAGCAGAAAAACAACUUGAGAGAAUUAAGACGGGAUGUACACUUGCAGGUAUACAUCUUGAUAGUUCAGCUGAUGUGUCAAGCAUUACAGAGGAAAAUUAUGAGCAAAACAAUGAUAAUAUGCUUAAUGCAUUUCGAAAACUCGAUUCUUUGCAAAGUUUAGGUAACUUUGGAUCAGUGCCUACUCGUUAUACGAAGUCAAAUUCUACCAAGUGCUUAGAAUCACCUAGUGGACUACUAAGUACCUCUCUUGAUAAUGAGCAGGACAAAGUUGCUUCAGAUUUUUUUUCGUCAAACGAAAAUCAUGAUAUGAAACCGGAGACUGCGAAGCUUACUCAGGAAGGCACAUUAUCAAUAGACGAACGUCCUAGGGAGGGUGACUCUACCACCUGUUUUAUAGAACCGGUAAUGAUAAAAGACGAUGAGUCAUUACUAUCUAAGGCCAAGAAAAUUGAAUCGACCAAUGGAAAAUCUAACACCCUUGCAACGUUCAAACGGGAAACACCUAUUCCUUUUGGUGAAGGUGUUGCACAAACGAGCAUUGCUGUUGCGGAAAUACCUAUAAGUGAGUCUGCAAAUGAACCGUUGGAAUUGGAACCGAGUAAUAGCACGGCGGAUGUAACAUUGGUGAACUGUGAACCAAAUACUCAUGCAGCGCCGCCUCCGCCGCCUCCUCCUCCUCCCCUCCCUGUAUUGCAUUCCAAUGGAUUUCAGCCGCUGGACGAGCGAGAUUCAAGAGGUUGCUUAGCACCCGGUUCAACAACAGUUGAAGCGGAAGAAUCUUUGAUACCAUUGCCGGAUGACUACCCAGUGGAACUUCGUAUUUCUACUGAAGUAUCGAAGUCACCUCCGCCUCCUGUGUUGCCAGCACCAGUUGCGGAUUCAGAGGAGAAACGUCGUUUAAAACAAUUGCAUUGGAUACGUAUAACAUCACCUCAAGGUACUACUCUUUGGAAUACAGUUGCAACAGCAGGAAAAGACAUAUGGGCAGAGCUCAGGGAGAAGGGAUUUUUGGAGGACUUGCAGAAAGGGUUUUAUAUGCGCAAUGUUAAAUGUGUCUCAAAACCCAAAGCUACUAAACGAAUUUAUUUGCCAAAUGAAUUGCAAAAGGUCUUUGGAAUUGUUUUUCACAAAUUUUCCGCUCUUUCCCCUAUUGACAUUGCAAAAAAGUUCUAUGAAUGUGAUAAAGAGUUGUUGGAUUUGGUACCUUUCUUGAACGAAAGCAAGGUAUUUCAUCAAGACGCAGUAAGAAAGCAGCUUCGACCUUUUCAGACUGUUAUUAAGCGAGCUGUUGAUCCUCCGCGAAACUUUGAAAGAAUAAACGAAUUAGAACGUUGGGACCAACUCUAUACGCUGCUCGUCGUUGAUUCGGAAGAGUACUUUGUACAUCGAAUGAAGGCAUUAGAGUUCAAGCUGGAUCUUGAACAGACACACAGAGGACUUGUGCGUCAAAUGCGUUAUAUUCGUAUUGCAUGCAGUGAUGUGAGACUCAGCACUUCAUUUAAAGGAUUUCUUGGUUUCGUCUUAUGUUUGGGUAAUCAUAUGAAUGACAGUUUAAAGCAGGCAACGGCAUAUCGUUUAGAGAGUCUCGAACGAAUGGCAAUGGUCAAGGAUGAAAGAGACGGUUACUCACUAUUGCACUUUGUUGAACGGUACAUUAGGAAGCAUUGUCCGGACACCGUUUCCUUUGAGAAAGAAUUCCAUCGCGUUCCAGUUGCUGCUAAGAUGAAUUUGGAACAAGUAGAUCUUGAGGUCCAAUCUUUCGUUAAGAGACUGACUGAAGUGAAAAGCGAUCUCAGCACAGGAGCACUCUCGGGUCAGAGUUAUUUGCAUCCGGAUGAUCGUAUUCGAGAUUUCAUUCUUCCAUGGAUGCCAACAGCAGAAGACCUCGUAAGCAAAAUAAAGCAGGGCUUUGAUAAUAUGAAGAAGGCUUUUGAGGAUCUUCUUUGUUACUAUGGCGAAAUUGAAGAGAAUGUCAACUUACGAAACCCAUUCUUCGUUGUCCUUCAUGAUUUUUUGAAGAAUUUGGAGAAGGCUAAAACGGAGAAUUUGCGUCUAGAAGCGCUCCAGACGGAACGACAAGUGAUGGAAUCCCACAAAGAGACAACCAGGCCUGACAUUUUGAAGGCUAUAAUGCAAGAUGAAAAGAAUUCAAACGAACCUACGAUGGAUGUUUUAUUGGAAAAGCUAAAAACGGGUCUGUGCAACUCUAGCAGGUCCCCACAGACGAAAAAACAAGAUUUAGAGAGGGGAACGGAAACUAUGAAUGGUAAUAAUCCACGCAUUAUGACAAACGAAAGUUUAUUUGUCACGCAAAGGAAACGGUUCACUGUUGUUGAAACAGCACAUGGCUUGCUCGACAGCUUGCUGGCAAGCGAAAGCGAGCAGAGUUUUAAAGAAUGAUAUGAAUUUCAUGACCAAAAGCAGAUAAGGUUUACAAGCCGCGAGAGCGCUUGAAGUAAUCGGUGAAGACAUUGAUACCAACGUUCAGAUGUUCUUUCACAUCAUCCCAUGUAGCACGAUUCUCCUGACCUCGAUCGCCACGUAGCUUUCUGUCUUGUUGAAGCCAGUAAAGACACACUUCCAGCAGUCUGCUGUUGCCUUUUUGUGAAACGAUGCUGGAAUCUACCAGCUCGGAAAUGGGACCGUAGUGAACUAUUCUUCCUAAAGAGAGAUGAACCAACUGUGUAGGCCAGUCACCAAUACCAUCAAAGAUGUGAGUAGCGUAUACGAUAGUAGCGUUUCUCGAUUGUGUUUCCUCUCUCAGGAAUUCAAGCAAAGAGUAUCUAGCCAAAACAUCCAAAUCGACAGUAACUUCAUCAAGCAACAAGACCUCGAAUGGACGAAUUAGACCCAUGCACAAUUGGACUCUACGACGUUCUCCAUCCGAAACUGCGUGCAUUCUCCAACGAAGGUCGAUGUCGAGCAUCUUGAUUAACUUGUCUCGACGUUCAGGAUAGAGAUCACCUCCAAUAGAAGCAAUCAGACGAACGACAUCCAUAUCACGGUGAACAACUGGGUUCGUUACCCAUUCUUUUUGUUGUUAGAGCCAAACACUGUGUUUAAUGUUCAUGCAUACCAGUGCCUAAAUAGAUGAUACCACUGUUCGUCUCUCUAAAGGGGUCACUGCCGUUAACUGGUCGAUUUUCCUAGUCCGUUUUGUUAGCAUUUGUGUUGAAAGUGUAAUUCAAUAUUCUUAAAGCACAUCCUCUUGAAUCGUACCUGCACCAUUUGCACCAACAAGAAGUGUUCUGGAGCCUUUUGGGAACUUGACAGAAACAUCGUGCAGACUUAACGGAAGGUUUGGUGCAAAAGAGUAUGAUAAAUGGUCCGUAUGAACGCAAAGAUCAUUAGAGGACGAAGACAUUGUUAUAGUAGGUUAAGAGGAAAAAACCAAACGACCGCUCGGAACGUGAAAAUUGACUAAUUUUGUUUUUUACGGGAUAUCCAGUGCUACGGAAAAACGGAGUGACGUUACUUUGAUAAUGUCAAGCAACCAGUUUGAAACCAGCAUCGUUUGUUUGCGAAAAGAAGAUGUAAAUGAUCGGUUUUGGUGUGAUAUUCUCAACAACUAGGAGUUUUAUCCCAAUUGACUGUUUUGGGAUUUUUAAUCUUGGUCCUAAAAAGUCGUGGAUCUAAGAGUGAGUGUGUUGCUUUAAGAGUUAACUAUGAACUGGUCAAGGGGGUUGAGAGGACGGUGUUAUGGGUGAAUUGUUUGAUGAAGUUUCAUGCUAAUGGAAAUCGAGAAUAUUGUAGUAAUGAGCUGCAUCUAGUAGUCACUUUGGUGACUAUAAACUUAAUAUAAUAAAGGUUGAAGGGCUGCACUUUCAUUGUAUAAGGAGAUGUUAGUAGUAGCUUGGACGCAGAAACGAAUUGAGCGAAUUCGUUAAAAGUCGAUUUCAAAAACGCUGUACACUGAUACUUAGAAAAGAACAAAACUAACAGAAAAGAAGCUCGGAUUACUAAUUGAAAGCUAUACACUGAAGCUUGUUUACCCUAAUCAAUACAGUUUUGUAUAAGAAGCAAGCUGCACUCAUUAAUGCAAUUAAUUCUAUAACGGAACGGAUAAUCUUUAUUAUAACUUUGUUACUAAACAGAGAAUAAAAAGUUUAUGCGACCUAUGUUUUUAUCGAACUCUAAUUUGUCUCUCAAAGUUGGAAUUCACUCAAUCAGUUCUAACAAGAUUUCUCAAUUUGAGAAUCCUAUUAAAAAACAGCCAAGGACCAAUUUAAUCCUAGCUUCAGGACACUGGAGAUCCUUGACAUACUAGAAUUAUCAAGGAAACGUUCAACAUAAUUUGACGCAGGCCCAGUCCGUUGGUCACAUUCACAUUUACCGUAAAAAAUCCAAUAAAUUCGACAAAAACCAGAAAAAUCAAUGUUAUCCUACUAACUCACUUAACGACCACACGGACAUCUUAAGCCCGAAAUAGAAGAUGUUUUGCGACUCGUAAACAAACGUCGGUAAGAACAUUCCUAGUAAUGUCCUUCCAGACACCACCACUCCCACAGAAAAAACAACAUUCUCAGCUACUGGCAGUCAUUGAUUUCCG